Molecule: messenger RNA, 870 nt
Organism: Aspergillus clavatus NRRL 1
Lineage: Eukaryota; Fungi; Ascomycota; Eurotiomycetes; Eurotiales; Aspergillaceae
Product: putative oligosaccharyltransferase subunit ribophorin II
Exons: 4
Coding region: 1-870 (289 amino acids)
Biological process (GO): protein N-linked glycosylation
Cellular component (GO): membrane; oligosaccharyltransferase complex
Source: RefSeq, a predicted model, not a curated record
AUGCAGCUCUGGAACACGGCCCUCCAGCUCUGUCUGUUGGCUUCGGCUGCAAUCCCGACCGCAGCGGCAUCCUCGUGGGGGUUUACUGAUGCCACCGUGUCAGUUCAAACCAAAGGUGCAGGCGUUGGAACUGGACUGAAAGAACGAAUCCCCGACAACAAGCCUCUUUCCAAGCCGAUCGCUCUUGGGAGCUCCGACACCCUCAAGGUGAUCCUCACCGCGGAAGAAGGAAGCUCUGCGAAACGCGCCCACCAAGUCUUUCUUCUCCUCGAAGACCCGAAAACUGGCCUUGAUAUCUCAUAUCCCUUCACCGUCAAAGACAAUGGCAAAUCCAGAUUGGAGCUGACUCAGAAAGAUCUCCCCGUCCAACUCCUCGCAGCCUCCGAGCCAUUAGAUGCCAGAUUCCUCAUCGGCUCCUUCGGCAGCGCUCAAGCAUACAAUAAAGCUGCCUUCCAGCUGAGAGUCGCCCGCAACUCCGACCAACCGCUUCCGACCGUCGAAAUCCCGCGAUACGGCCGACUCCCCGAGAUUCACCACAUCUUCAAGGCCGAUGCGCAGAGUCCUCCCGUUGUCGUGACUUUGGCCUUUGUUGGAAUGGUGCUGGCUGCCUUUCCAAUCUUGGGUGGCCUGUGGCUCUACAUUGGCGUGAACCUCAAUCAUCUGCCGACUGCCUUCAAGGCGGCUCCCGCCGCCCAUGCGGUGUUCCUGGGAUCUCUGCUCAUCAUCGAGUGGAUCUUCUUCCUCUAUUACACCCACUGGACCCUCUUCCAGGUGCUUCCGGCCGUUGCGGCUGCCAGUGUCGUCGCGUUCAUCAGCGGUAGCCGCGCUCUAGGAGAAGUCCAGGGCAGACGUCUUGCUGGGCUGCGGUAG